UAUCAUGUGACUGGGAAGGGCUGUAACCUUUUUAUCAGUCUGUGGGGCUGUGACUGCAUUGUUGAAGAUAUUCAGCUGAUAUUCAGCUAUCUUCUCUAGAAAGAAUUGUUAAUCUUUGUAUUGUAAUCUGGUUGGGGAGCAGUGGCCUGGAGCAUGUGAGAGCUGUGCACUGCUCCCAGAUGGACGCAGCAUGAGAGAUAGCUGUGGCCUGGCCGUUUGCCAUCGGGACCUGCGCUUACUGCUCCACUCGGACCCGACGGCGCCUCCUGCAUGGCGUCGGGAUAUGCAGCGUGCUUCGAGGGCCAGGGGGAGGUGAAGGAGGGCUUCUUGUGCCCCUUGUGUCUGAAGGACCUGCAAUCCUUCUACCAGCUACAGGAUCAUUACGAGGGGGAGCAUUCUGGCGAGGACCGUGACGUCAAGGGCCAGCUGAAGAGCUUGGUGCAGAAGGCAAAAAAGGCCACAGACAAGCUGCUGAGGCGGGAUGGGGAUGAGCGGGCUGAUGCUGGGGGCGGCGAGUCCUUCUACUGUGGGGGAGUGGACCCCUUCAUGUGGGAGCCUCAGGAGCUGGGAGCGACAAGGAGCCAUCUCGACAACUUCAAGAAGUACAGGGCGGCGAGGAUAGACCACUAUGUCAUUGAGGUCAACAAGCUAGUCAUCAGAUUAGAAAAACUGACUUCAUUUGACCGAACCAGUGCCGACGCUGCCAAAAUUAGAGCUAUCGAGAAGUCGGUGGUUUCCUGGGUGAACGACUCCGACGUGCCACUCUGCCCAGACUGUGGGAACAGGUUCAACAUGCGCAACCGACGGCACCACUGCCGCCUCUGCGGCUCCAUCAUGUGCAAGAGAUGCAUGGAGUUCGUGCCCCUCCCCCUGGCAUACAAGCUGACGAGUGGCACCCGGGAGGCCCUGUGCGUCUCGGGCAGCCCGGGAAAGUCCCAGUCCCCUCCAGCAGGUGGCAGCACGCAGGGCUCACGGCGCGGCAGCAUCAGCAGCCUGAGCAGCGUGAGCUCUGUGCUGGAGGAGAAGGACGAGGAACGCAUCCGCUGCUGCCGGCACUGCAUGGAGGCCCUGCUCAAGAGGCAGGAGAGGCUGGAGGAGAAGGAGCAUGUGCCCGACGUCGUCCGGCUCUACGAGAAGCUGAGGCUUUGCAUAGAUAAGGUGGAGCAGAAGGCCCCGGAGUAUAUACAGAUGGCACAGUCCCUGAAUUCUGGGGAGACAACGUACAACCUAGAACACGCUAACGGCCUACGAAUGGAAGUCCAGAAGUACUACGAACUGAUCGAUGCUCUAAGCAAGAAGAUACUCAUCCUUGGAGUGAACGAUGAACCCCCACCCCACCCAAAGAGCCAGCAGCUGCAGAGGAUGGUCCGCUACUCAGCUACACUCUUCAUACAGGAGAAACUGCUAGGAUUAAUGUCUCUCCCAACAAAAGAGAAAUAUGAAGAGCUAAAGGCGAAAAGGAAACAAGAACUUGAGAAGAAGGUGCAGCAGGAGAAACAGGCUGCUCUCGAGGCACAAAAACGGAGGUCAGAGUUGGAAAAGACGAGGCCAGUGCCCAGUACCAACGGAGAGACUCCCCAGCCGGUCAAGCCCACCAUGACCAAGGCUGGGGGCUGGUUGCCGUCCUCCAGCACGCUGCACACGAAGAACAUCCAGGACCCCCUGCUGCAGCAGAUCGACAACAUACAGUCCUUUAUCAAGCAGGCCCGGGCCGCCCGGCGAGUAGAUGAGGUAGCUACGCUGGAGGAGAACCUGCGGCAGCUGCAGGACGAGUACGACCAGCAGCAGACCAACCUGGCCAUCGAGCUGUCAAGGAGCCUGGCCGAGCAGGAGAGCCUGGAGGAGGCACAGCCUGCAUGGGGCUGGGAGGAGGAAGCAGAGGAGGACACCGAAACGUACAUGGAAACCAGCAAGACCAAGAUCAGCCCUCCCUCCAAAACCCAGUCCGUGAAGGGCUCCCAUCAGCUCCCCGGUCAGGAGCAGGCACCUCCCCAGUCGUCACGCUGGGAGGAGCCGCCGCCGGCCCAAACUGUGAAACCGAGCAGCGUGUCUGGGGCCUCCCUCAAUCCCUUCGAGGACGACGAUUCCAGCCCCCUGGCGGAGGACCUGUCCAACCCAUUUGCCGUGGAAAUCCUGAAAGAAAAGGCUCAAAAGGACAUGCCCAAUGGCAAGAAAGAGUACAAUCCCUUCGAUGAAGAUGAGGAACAGUCACCAAACCCAGGUGACCCAGGAGGGGGGCUAAACCCCUUUGAUGAUGAGGAUGAUGAAGGUAGUGAGACCAAGGAUAGACCUUCAGCUGUCCAUGCAGGGGCCUCCACAAACCCCUUUGACAUGCCAGAUGAGGACGUCAUCGAAGAGGAGCUUCUGCUCCAGCAGAUCGACAACAUCCGCGCGUAUAUUUUCGACGCCAAGCUGAGUGGCCGUGUGGAUGAGGUGGAGCUACUCUCAGAAAACCUGCGAGAACUGCAGCACACUCUGAAGGAGCAGAGGAGGAAGAAACACUGAAGGAGCAGAGGAGGAAGACACACUGAAUCAAGUCCCUCUACCACAGAUGGCAUGUAGGCAUUCAUACAUCUUAUUACCUGUGGUGGAGUAUCAUGAACAGCAUGCCACAGUUGUCAUGAAGGAUGUUGCUAUUGUAUCAAGAUUUGAAUGUGGAGAAGCAAAUUGCGGGUUAAGUAAUGUUUGUCUUGACGACCAGCCAGAAGACAGGGUAAUACAGUAAACAUUUCUCCUAUUGUGAGUGUUCAAAUGCCAAUGAAUGCCCAAAUUCCACAAAUAUUCAUUCGACCUAAAAUUUUGAUUUCCAUUUGAUUAUAUCAGCAAAAUUCCUCUCUUCUUCUAGGGCCCAGUCAAAACUUUAGAUCAUCUCACAGUCUGUAAAUGAUGUGACGUGUACAGUUUGAGUGACAGUAUUGGACUCUGCACUUUUUCAGGUUUAUUCAUCAACAUUUAACACUAAUUUGAUACAGAGUAGCAGUAUUAUACCGUUUGCAAUCCUUGUUAAAAACCUUGUUAAACAUCCUACUAAUAAACCAAAGGAUAUGUUGACUACCCACAAUGCACCACUAAAACACACUACUGCAUUUUGAAUAAACCAAGAACUGUACGUUUCUUACGUAAAUCUGUUAAUUGUACAUAGAUAAACAAGUAACUUUCUUGACUGUGACCUGUGUUAAUUUUUGCAUUCAUCAGAAGUUGCAUUCUGCGGUAAUAAAACUCACCCAAAAACAAACUUGUAAUUUUUUA
Messenger RNA from Paramormyrops kingsleyae, 3249 nucleotides. RefSeq names its product rabenosyn, RAB effector (gene rbsn). Lineage: Eukaryota; Metazoa; Chordata; Actinopteri; Osteoglossiformes; Mormyridae. The record is from RefSeq and is a predicted model, not a curated record. Gene Ontology annotation, molecular function: metal ion binding.